Molecule: messenger RNA, 2040 nt
Organism: Rotaria sp. Silwood2
Lineage: Eukaryota; Metazoa; Rotifera; Eurotatoria; Philodinida; Philodinidae
Source: the annotation of a GenBank genome assembly
AUGCAAACAACAACUACAUAUUUACAUCGAGUAGAUUCAUCAUCAUCAGCGCGUCGUAUGAUUAUUGUUCGACAGAAUAAAGAGAAACCGACAACUUCACCGAAUACAUUAAAUAUUGAAAAAAAAAAUCUUCAGCAAUUAUCAAUUAUUGAUACUUCUGUUUUAACGAUAAAAAAAAACCUCGGAAAUCACUAUUCAAGUAGGUUCGAAAGUAUGCGCCGUCGAAAAAUUAAAGAUUCAUCUUCAAUUGGUGAUCAACGAAUAUGUACAAAAGAAAAUUGUUUAUCAUGUUGUAAAAAAUUUACUGCAUUUAUGUUUUCACGUGUUGGUCUUUUUUUUGUUAUGAUUGGUUAUGUUGCAUUAGGCGGUUGGUUAUUUCAAGCACUUGAAGCUCAUAAUGAACAAGAUAUGCGUCGUUCAAUGAGUGAAAAACUUAAUUUAACACUUGAUAAAUUAUGGGAGGAAAUUUUACGUGUUAAUUCAUAUCCAUAUCAUGAUAAAAAAGGAAAUUUUACAUUAAAUGCAACAGAAGAACUUGAAAAAUUUGAAGCAACAGUUAUUCAACAAGUACAACAAGGUUUUGAUGGACGAACAAAACCAGGUGCUGAUCCGGAUUGGAAUUUUUUUGGAGCAAUACUCUAUGCUGUUACACUUGUAUCAACUAUAGGUUAUGGUCAUAUAACAACAAAAACUAUACCAGGAAAAGUUGCUACUGUACUUUAUAGUGCAUUUGGUGUACCAUUAAUGAUGCUUUUUGUUGCAAAUAUUGGUUCAACAAUGGCAAAAUUAUUUGCUUUUGUAUUUAGUCGUCUGUAUAUGAUAUUUUGUUGUCGAUGGAAAAAUAAAAAAAAACGAAGAAAUUUAAAAAAAUCUCAACAAAAAAAUAAUCAAAUAUCAAUUAUAGUUGAUGAACAAAAAUCAAUAACAAAAUCAAAUUUAAAAUAUACUAAAGAUGAUCAAGAAGUCGUAGAAAAAAUUUUAAUUGAUAACAAUAAUGAUCAGUCAUCGAAUGUUCAUUUACAAACACAAAUUAAUUCAUCUAGUCAAUAUAAGAAAAUUUCAACAACAGAUACAAAACAAUUACCAGCUGAUAUUCGUUUAGAUAUGUUAACAGGAGUUGCAAUAAAUAAGACAAAAUCUCGUUCAUCAACAUCACCAACAAAUACAGUUGGUGAACGAUCAAAAGAUGCACUUGUUCGUAUAAAUGAACUUAUUCGACAAAAUUCCGUCCAAGAUGUUGAAAAACAAGUAAAUGAUGAAAUUUUUAAUGAUAAUGAUGUUUUAUUAACAUUAACUAAACAUGAUGAACGACGAUCAUCUAAUGAUAUUAGUCCAAUACAAUUUUAUAUUAAUGAAACAAAUAAAUUAACGAGUAAUUUAGAAAGUUCACUUCAUGAUAAAACUAUUAUAAAAUCAGAACAAGAAAAACAAAAUAUUACAAAUCUAGAUGAUACGACUAUUCAACAAACAAAAAAGAAAGAAUUCCUCUUAUGUCUUGCUCGAGCAACAAAUGGACGUUUUGUUUUUAUUCCACCAAAAAGUAAUGUCGAUGUUUAUGUUGGUGAACAAUUACAAAAGGCUCUACAAUCUUGUAUCACAUACAUUAAAGUAAAAUGGAAUUUUGGUACUGAAGUGAUGAGUGCACCAACAAAAAUGCCACCAGUCUAUGUAAAUGAUCGUCUGAUUGCUUAUGCACUUGUGAAUGAUACAAUGCUUGUUUUCAAUCAUAACUCAAGUGUCGAACUAAAUACUGAUCGAAGUCAAAUAGGUCAAGCAAAAAUUGAUUCUAUACCAAAAGUGGUCAUCAAUGGAACAAUUGCUCGACUCGCUGCCAAAGCACUCAUUCUCGAAUUACAACAUUCUAAACUUAAGCAAACCAAUGUAGGUUCGUUACAACCUCGAUUUCAACAAGAUCCGCCAUCAACAACACCAAUAAUGAUGACUGAAGAAAAAGAAAUGACAAAGAAACGCAUCAUUGAUCUUUCACUCAAAUAUCAAAUUUUGAGUCUACACACGGCUGUCAUUGGUGUUGAAAAAUGA